This is a messenger RNA of Diachasma alloeum, 737 nucleotides long. RefSeq names its product locomotion-related protein Hikaru genki-like (gene hig). The transcript is spliced from 4 exons. The coding region runs from base 24 to 677 and encodes 217 amino acids. The record is from RefSeq and is a predicted model, not a curated record. NCBI's taxonomy places the organism in Eukaryota, Metazoa, Arthropoda, Insecta, Hymenoptera, Braconidae.
UUCUCCACAAAAAGCUAAAGAACAUGUGCCCAUUAUUCUGUUCAGAUAAUGUUCCACCGACAAUUCUGUUCGGUCUACCCAGGGGAUCAGCGGCUAUUGAGCCCUCGGGCGCCCUGGCUGUCUUCCCAGGAAGUAUACUACACCUAGAGUGUUUAUUUGCCCGACGCAUGGGCAAUCCAGAGUGGACAUGGAACUCCACAUUUCGUCAAUAUCUCACGGGCUGGGCUAUUGCACCGUCCGAGAAAGAUUGGAAGUACAGGCUGUCGAUAUAUUACGUGAAGAAUCAAGAUUCUGGGGUUUAUACCUGCUCUACGCCCAAAGGCCUAACUAAUUCCAUAAAAAUCCACGUCGUAGGCCAGUUUAGCCCUGAUGUCGAUAUUAGGGUAAACCGCCCAGUAGAUGGACGUUUGAUUGGGGAGGGAUCCGUUAUUUGUACGGAGAAUGGCACGUGGUCCCAUGAACCUCCAUUGUGUGAAGUCAGGUGUCCAUAUCUCGGCGAUCCACCCCAUGGAAAAAUCGCUCCACUGAAAUUCUGGUACAAGCCCGGUGAUACAAUUCAAGUUACAUGCUCACUGGGUUACGUAACUCCAUUGGAGCCAGAGAGGAAGCCAACGUGCAGAGAGAAUGGCAUCUGGAGUGGACCACCACCCCCCUGCACAUCCUACAGAGAUGUUUGAAUUCCACUCAUCGACACAGUACCAAAGAGUUCAAUCCGAAGCAAUUUAAAUAUCUAACGA